AUGCGUCCAAACAGCCUCCUCCUCCUCUCCCUCUUUCUCUUCGCUCCCCUCCUCGCCUUUGGCGACCAUUCUAGAAUGUUUCCCAGGCGCGUCAUUGACGACGCCGAAGAAGAAGAGUUACUUUCCGGAAUGGGUCCCCAGCGCGUGAACAUCAACGACGCGCACCUGAAAGAGAUCGCGGAGUUCGCCGUGUCGGAGUUCAAUAAGGAAUCCCUGAAAUCGUUGGUGUUCCAGAGAGUGGUCAGUGGGCUUUCUCAGCUGGUAGCAGGAGACUUGUACACGCUUGUUAUUGCGGUUAGGGAUGAGUCUUUGCCUGCUAGCCCUAUUAUGAAUUAUCAGUGUCGCGUCAAUGAGAGAGUUUGGUUGGACGACCCCCUCGAGCUCAUAUCCUUCCAUCAAGUUUUUUAUGACACAGUCAUUUAUAGUUCGGAUUGA
Messenger RNA from Fragaria vesca subsp. vesca, 435 nucleotides. Its product is annotated as cysteine proteinase inhibitor 1-like. The coding region runs from base 1 to 435 and encodes 144 amino acids. The record is from RefSeq and is a predicted model, not a curated record. Lineage: Eukaryota; Viridiplantae; Streptophyta; Magnoliopsida; Rosales; Rosaceae. The transcript has a single exon. Gene Ontology annotation, molecular function: cysteine-type endopeptidase inhibitor activity.